This is a messenger RNA of Manduca sexta (tobacco hornworm), 1678 nucleotides long. It is a transcript of the gene Vha26, whose product is annotated as V-type proton ATPase subunit E-like. Gene Ontology annotation, biological process: proton transmembrane transport. The record is from RefSeq and is a predicted model, not a curated record. The coding region runs from base 159 to 839 and encodes 226 amino acids. Gene Ontology annotation, cellular component: proton-transporting two-sector ATPase complex, catalytic domain. Gene Ontology annotation, molecular function: proton-transporting ATPase activity, rotational mechanism. Lineage: Eukaryota; Metazoa; Arthropoda; Insecta; Lepidoptera; Sphingidae. The transcript is spliced from 5 exons.
UGUAGACUAAUGUGAUUGGCAACACUGGGAUCAUAUGAUUGUUCAAUGAAGGAGCACGUCUGAUAGGCGUCGACGUACCUUCUCGGGCCAGUUUUUAAUUUUCUGGCUCUUUAUCGGUUGUUUUUCGUGUUAGUGGUGCUAAAUAAUAACCUACAGCCAUGGCGCUCAGCGAUGCCGAUGUUCAAAAGCAGAUCAAGCAUAUGAUGGCCUUCAUCGAACAAGAGGCCAAUGAAAAGGCCGAAGAAAUCGAUGCUAAGGCGGAGGAGGAGUUCAACAUCGAAAAGGGCCGUCUGGUUCAGCAGCAACGCCUCAAGAUCAUGGAAUACUAUGAAAAGAAAGAAAAACAAGUAGAGCUCCAGAAAAAGAUUCAAUCAUCGAACAUGCUGAACCAGGCUCGUCUGAAGGUACUAAAAGUGCGUGAGGACCACGUACGUAACGUACUGGACGAGGCCCGCAAGCGCCUGGCUGAGGUACCCAAGGACAUCAAGCUGUACUCAGAUCUCCUGGUCACUCUCAUUGUGCAGGCUCUCUUCCAGCUUGUGGAGCCCACAGUGACCCUCCGCGUGCGACAAGCCGACAAAGCUCUGGUUGAAUCUCUGCUUGGCAGAGCCCAGCAGGACUACAAGGCCAAGAUCAAGAAGGAUGUCGUGCUCAAGAUCGACAAUGAGAACUUCCUUCCCCCUGACACCUGUGGAGGAAUUGAGCUGAUUGCUGCCAAGGGACGCAUCAAGAUCAGCAACACGCUGGAGUCGCGCCUGGAGCUGAUCGCGCAGCAGCUGCUGCCGGAGAUCCGUAACGCGCUGUUCGGACGCAACCCUAACCGCAAAUUCACCGACUAAGCCCCAACGGUGACCCACAUUCACUCGUUAUACUAACAACAUAUUUAAAUUUCAUAAUAUGUAGAAGUAAAAUAAUAUUAUAAGUGUUUUCUUUUGCCUAAUUAAUUAUAUCGUAUAAUGCGUACAAUUAUAUCUGUAUUAGUAUGUAUUGAUGAAUGGUCCCGUUAAAGACACUCGUACAAAUGCGAUCAUGUGGAUUUCUGAUUCUCGGCAUGUCAUUGUUCACUCGACUGUACAUUAGUUUCGCCAAUUAACCAACAUGCAAAUGUUAAAUGUUUUAUUAUAACAAUUCAUUCGUAUAGCAUCAUGUCUAUGUAUUUAGGGAACGUAGUUUAUAGGAUUUGAGAACAGUUAAGACGUUACCACAUUUAGGCGAAAUAAUAUAUGUCGCUAAGUAUUUCAUAGAAAUUGAGGCACCUAUCUGAUACAGUAUUAUAGCACAAUGACAGUUUGAGCAGUAGAUGGUUAACGUAUCUAAAACUAUUGCGUUUCAAAUCUUCCAUAUUUAAUGUUACUGAAUGUUUUGAAUAUUUAUCGUGUUUACCUGUUUAUUGGCUGAUGUAGGAGGCAUUGAGGUCUGUAGGUUUGAGACUUGACGGCAGCAUCCCAUGCUGUUUCUACUUAAAUCGAAGCAAAGAUUUGGCUGGUGGCAGUGUGGUGUCAAGUGCCAACUCUACAGCUGCAUAACAUUCCUACCUCGUGUUCCAACUGGCAAUAUGAUAUUUUGGCUUGCUUAGCAGAUGCAAAGAGCACCUUAACUCUUAUAAAAUAAGAUACAAGUGUAAUUUCCGUUAUGGCAAUGUUAAAAAUUCUUAUGUAAAUAUAUAGAUGUGUUGGAA